UAUGCUGCUUGCCUGUGUUGUUUUGUGUGCAUGAAGAGUGAGUGGAAGCGGAGGGACGUGUGCUCAGGUCCUUUUAACAAAGAACCUGGACACUGUGUGAAUGUGUGUGUGAUGUGACCACUUUGGAUAUUACCUUCUAACAUUUGCACUUUUGAAAAAGAGUUAGCUAGCUGUAGUUUAUACAAUUUGAGAGAAGAUGUCCACUGAGUGCCAGAAGACCACUGCCAAGGCCAUCCCGUCGACCAGGAGGGUGACCGUAAACGAUGCAGCCAACAUGCCCCAUGACUACUCCACGACUCCCGGAGGCACUCUGUUCAGCACCACCCCGGGCGGUACCAGGAUCAUCUACGACCGGAGGUUCCUGCUGGAGAAACGCAGCUCCCCGGUGGCCCGAACUCCCCCUCAAGGUCUGCCCAACAUUCCUGGUGUGACCAGUCCUCCUUCCAAAGAUGCCUGCAACAAGGCCCAUCGUGGAGAACUACUGAACAACAACAUCCCUGGGCCUGAUGGCAGCAUCACUGGUGAGGAUGCACAGUUCGAAAUGGACAUCUAGAUGCUCCUGGUACAAGUAAUCAUACAUCAGAUUUCCCGACAAGAUGCUGUUAAGAGAGGCACAGGGGCACCGUCUCUUUUCCCAUCAUCCACUCCGCAAGGACGGAGGUCUGCUCUGUGUGUCUGUAUCGAUAUUGUUUGUUUGUUUGUUUUGCCCAGAACAAAUCUUUAAAGAACCUUUUGUUUGUCUGCCUAAAAGCCUAAACUUGAUUUAUGUGUUACUAAGUGUGCCUUCCUGUAGUGGCUGAAAGUUUAAAAUCGACAAUUAGAAAAAAAUUCAGCAACUGAGCCCAAUCCCUGAGAACUGAGAGUAAUGGUGUCUAAUGAAAUGGGAGAAACUGUAUUUGAAAUCUGCAGAAUUUAUGACCAUUCCGUGUGUGUGUGUGUGUGUGUGUGUGUGUGUGUGUGUGUGUGUGUGUGUGUGUGUGUGUGUGUGUGUGUGUGUGUGUGUGUGUGUGUGUGUGUGUGUGUGUGUGUGUGUGUGUGUGUGUGUGUGUGUGUGACCUGAUGUGGCUUUAUUUCCACGCAUUUCCUGACAACUCUAUUCAGAUACUGCCUUGAAAUUUCCAAGAUUGUCUGUAAUUUGUCAAAUGUGCUUUUAUAAAACAAGUUCUUCACCUGAAGUGUCAUGCAGAGAAAGUAAAACAUCUUUUUUGAUGUAACCUGAUGAUGAGGUUUCACACAAUUUGUAGGAUGACAAAACAAUAAAGCAAACAAAAUGAAAGCAAUCAA
Notolabrus celidotus (New Zealand spotty) is the source of this 1284-nucleotide messenger RNA. Its product is annotated as eukaryotic translation initiation factor 4E-binding protein 1-like. Bases 197 to 553 code for a protein of 118 amino acids. Gene Ontology annotation, biological process: negative regulation of translational initiation. The record is from RefSeq and is a predicted model, not a curated record. The transcript has 4 exons. Gene Ontology annotation, cellular component: cytoplasm. Gene Ontology annotation, molecular function: eukaryotic initiation factor 4E binding. NCBI's taxonomy places the organism in Eukaryota, Metazoa, Chordata, Actinopteri, Labriformes, Labridae.